Cydia amplana is the source of this 1198-nucleotide messenger RNA. RefSeq names its product glucose-1-phosphatase-like. The transcript has a single exon. Gene Ontology annotation, molecular function: sugar-phosphatase activity. The record is from RefSeq and is a predicted model, not a curated record. Bases 15 to 1190 code for a protein of 391 amino acids. Gene Ontology annotation, biological process: dephosphorylation. NCBI's taxonomy places the organism in Eukaryota, Metazoa, Arthropoda, Insecta, Lepidoptera, Tortricidae. Gene Ontology annotation, cellular component: outer membrane-bounded periplasmic space.
GUUCAAUACGUAGAAUGUUGACUUUCUGUGUACUUCUUUCUGUAUUAUUGGUACAAGCAGUGCCCGAAAAGUUAAUACUGGAACGAGUGGUCGUCCUAAGCAGGCAUAACGUGCGUUCACCAUUAUCGCAACAUCUGGCUGAAAUCACACCACGACCAUGGCCUCAUUGGGACGAAAAAAGCGGCUAUUUGACACCAAAAGGAGUAUACCUGGAAGGUUUGAUGGGCGAUUUUUUUUCUAAAUGGCUGCAGAACGAAGGUCUUCUGCCACAAGGAUGUCCGGAAAAAGAUGAUGUGUUUGUCUAUGCCAAUUCAAAACAGAGGACCAAGGUUACAGCAAGAGCUUUUGUUUUGAAAGCUUUCCCAGGAUGCAAUAUAACUGUUCAUAUUGGUGAUAAAAGUGAUCCAGUAUUUUCGCCAUUUGUUCAUAACAAUACAGACACAUUUAAGAAAGAAGUUUUAGAAAAAAUGCAGGAAGUACUUGAUUCGCUACAUUUAAAUUCUUCAUAUGAAUUAUUAGAAAAUAUUCUUGAUUAUAAAGAUUCAGAUAUGUGUAAAACAAAACUUAAAUGUGACUUGGAGAUGGAUAUGAAUAAAAUAAAUGAGAUUACGGCAGGAGAGAAACCAACAGUAACUGGUCCGUUGAAGAUAUGUAAUACGGCUAUAGAUGCCUUUAAAAUGGAGUAUUACAACGGGUUUUCUGUACCCGAUGUAGCUUGGGGCGAGUUAAACAACACAAGAUGGGAGACACUCUCGAAACUAAUGGAAGGAUACCAUAAUGUCAUAUUUAACUCUACAAUCCUAGCGAAAGACAUCGCUUUACCUCUUAUAAAGUACAUGAAGGAUAUCUUCAUUAAUAAAGACACAAAAUUCACUUUAUUAAUGGGACAUGAUGCUAAUAUAUUAACAUUUGUAACUGGUAUGAGAUUUAAGCCUUACAUAUUGCCAAAUCAGUAUGAAAAGGCGCCUAUAGGGGGAAAGAUUGUGUUCCAAAAGUGGUUAAAUGGAAACGGAGAGUAUUUCUUAAGUAUUCACUAUGUUUAUGCUUCAACAAGUCAGUUGAGGCUCGGUUCAAAACUGAGUUUGAUGAAACCUCCUCAGUUUAAAGUUUUGGAAUUGCAAGACUGCCCGGUUAACAACGAAGGUUUUUGCCCGUGGGAGACUUUUGAAAAGUUAUUAAGAGAUUUUUAAUUUUUAUG